GGCCUGCAGGACAAACCCCCGCCAUGCCGCCUCCAUCCCUGAAGAUGCUCCUCCUCGUCCUCGCAGGUUUGCCCGCCACGGCCUCCACAGGCACCACGCUGCGCAUUUCGCCCAGCGACCCCGAAGUCGUCCUCCCUCUCUCAAGCAACUUUUCACUGACGUGCUCGGGGGAGGCCGAGGUGAUCUGGGAACGAGACAUGCAGCCCAUCGCCGCCUCGCCCGAGCAGCGGGACGGCACCUUCACCAGCACGCUCACGCUCUGGGACGUGACGGGCCUUGACACGGGGGAGUACGCCUGCAGCUACAACCACUCCCAGAAGCCCAUGGAGAGGAAGGCCGUCUAUGUCUUUGUGCCAGACCCCUCCUUGGUCUUCCUCCCCCCCGGCCCCGAGGACUCCUUCAUCUUCAUCAUCGGCUCCAGCGAGGCCACCAUCCCGUGCCGCGUGACCGACCCUCAGGCCACGGUGACUCUCUAUGAGAAGAAGGUCAAAAUCCCGAUUCCCGCAGACUAUGACAGGCAGCAAGGUUUCAAGGGGUUCUUCGAGGACAAGACCUACAUCUGCAGCGUGACGCUGGGCGAGCGGGAGGUGCACUCCGACCCGUAUUAUGUCUACAGAAUCCAGGUCUCCUCCCUGAACGUUUCCAUCGGGGCGGUGCAGACCAUGGUGAAGCGAGGCGAGAACAUCACAGUGAUGUGCACCGUGAGCGACAACGAAGUGGUCGACUUCAACUGGUCUUACCCUCGCAAGGAGGCGGGUAAGGCUGUGGAGCCGGUGACAGACUUCUUGCCCGGAUCCAGCUAUGAAAUCCGCUCCAUCGUCACCAUCCAGGACGCAGACAGCUGCCACGUCUCUGAGGUCUCCCACCAGAAUAAGGACAGGAAGGACAUUGAGAUUCGCGUGAUCGAGCGCGGCUUUGUGAGGUUCCACACCGGCCUGACCGACGUCGAGCUGGCCGAGGUGCACAAGAGCCACACCAUCCAGGUGCAGCUCGAGGCCUAUCCGCCGCCAACCAUCCUGUGGCUGAAGGACAACGAGACCCUGAGGGUGGGGAACAGCAGCGAGUUCGCCAUCACCAGCAAGAGCCUGUCAGAAACCAGGUACCAAACCACUCUGACCCUGGUGCGGGUGAAGCAGAAGGAAGGGGGGUUCUACACCGUCCGGGUGUCCCACGAAGACGACACGCAGGAGCUGUCCUUCUACCUGCAAAUUAACGUGCCCGCCAAGGUGCUGCUGCUGAAGGAGAACAGCAACACCAGCAGCGGGGAGCAGACAGUCACGUGCGCCACAGAAGGGAUGCCCGAGCCGGAGCUGAGCUGGUUCACCUGCAGCGACAUCAAAGGGUGCGGCAGCAUGGAGCAGCCUACCAGGCUGCUGGGGAACAGCUCGGAGGAGAUCAACCUGCAGACCGGCACCGUGUACCACGAGGCGCUGAAGGUUUACCAGGUGAACAGCAGUCUGCGGCUCCGCAGCAUGGACGAGCGCCGGCUCAUCCGAUGCUCUGUGCAGAACCUCCUGGGUAGUGAUUAUCAGGACAUCACCCUAGCCCCACACGCCUUUCCCUUUAAGGUGGUCCUCAUCUCCGGCAUCCUGGCCUUGGUGGUGCUGGCCGUCGUCUUCCUGGCGAUCCUCGUCAUCGUGUGGAAGAAGAAGCCUCGCUAUGAAAUCCGCUGGAAGGUGAUUGAGUCGGUCAGCUCCGAUGGACACGAGUACAUCUACGUGGAUCCCAUGCAGCUCCCCUACGACUGCAGCUGGGAGCUCUCCAGGGACAAGCUGGUGCUAGGUCGCACUCUCGGAUCCGGAGCCUUUGGCCGAGUGGUGGAGGCAACGGCCCAUGGCCUGAGCCACUCGCAAUCCGUGAUGAGAGUGGCCGUGAAAAUGCUCAAGUCUACCGCCAGGAGCAGUGAGAAGCAGGCCCUGAUGUCUGAGCUGAAGAUCAUGAGCCACUUGGGACCUCACCUAAACAUUGUCAACUUGCUGGGAGCCUGCACCAAAGGAGGCCCCAUCUAUAUCAUAACGGAGUAUUGUCGCUAUGGAGACCUAGUGGACUACCUGCUCCGGAACAAGCACACCUUCCUGCAGUACUACACCGAGAAGGCGAGGCGAGAGAUGGAGGUGUACGGGAACGUUUCCGAAGAGGAGAAGGUGUACAGCCUCGCCUUUGCUGUGGAAAGCGACGGCGGCUACAUGGAUAUGAGCAAGGACGAAUCCCUGGACUAUGUUCCCAUGUCUGAUAUGAAGGGAGAGCUCAAGUAUGCUGACAUAGACCCCUCCAAUUACGGCACCCCCUACGAGCUGGACAGCUAUUCCCCCUCAGCUCCUGACCAGACGGACCGUGUGACCCUGAUAAACGAGUCCCCGCUCCUCAGCUACACAGACCUGGUUGGGUUUAGUUUCCAGGUGGCCAAUGGGAUGGAAUUCCUCGCGUCCAAAAACUGCGUGCACCGAGACCUGGCCGCGAGGAACGUCCUCAUCUGCGAGGGGAAGCUGGUGAAGAUCUGUGACUUCGGGCUGGCCAGAGACAUCAUGAGGGAUUCCAACUACAUCUCCAAAGGCAGCACCUUCCUGCCUCUGAAGUGGAUGGCACCCGAGAGCAUCUUCAACAACCUCUACACGACCCUGAGUGAUGUGUGGUCCUUUGGGAUCCUCCUCUGGGAGAUAUUCACUCUGGGUGGGACUCCAUACCCCGAACUACCCAUGAACGAACAGUUCUACAACGCCAUCAAACGUGGCUACCGCAUGUCUAAGCCCACCCAUGCUUCCAACGAGAUCUACGACAUCAUGCAGAAAUGUUGGGAAGAGAAGUUUGAGAUAAGACCGUCCUUCUCUCAGCUGGUGGUACUGAUGGGGAACCUCCUGGCAGAUACAUACAAGAAGCGGUACCAGCAGGUCGAGGAAGAAUUCCUGAAGAGCGACCACCCAGCUGUUCUACGCACCAGGCCCAGGAUCCCAGGGGUCAGCAGUGCCGAGUUCCCCCCCAGCCCCGGAAGUGUCCUCUAUUCCGCUGUGCAGCAGGAUGGGGGGGACAACGAUUACAUCAUCCCCCUUCCUGAUCCCAAGCCAGAUGGAAUCGACGAUGGCCCUCAGGAAGCUUCCAUCAGCCGGGCCAGUUCUAUGCUAAACGAAGCAAACACGGCGUCCACCAUAUCCUGCGACAGCCCCCUGGACCCGCAGCAGGAAGAGGAACAAGCACCAGAACCGAAGUCAGGCUGCCAGGAGCCAAACCCAGAGCACCACACUAUGGAAGAGAGUUUUCUGUAGCAGGGACAGGGCCGAUGCUACCCCACAGCCACCAGUGAAACCAGCUGGGGGGCAGCCAGGCUUGGUGGAGAACUUUGUGGGGUGCUUGUUUAUCCCACCCUCCAUCCGAGCUCCUAGCACAGUGUGAGUUAUAGAGGGACCUUUCCCCACUGCCAGCCUCACUGCCACACUCCACCCCAUCGACCAAACUACUGAGAUGGGGAGGGGUCUCCACACAGUGCUCCCAGACUGAGGGGCAGGACUCCAGCGGGUCUCCAGGGGAGAUGCUGCUGUUCACUCCACUUGUUUGCUAUCCCAGCCUCUUUCAUGAAUUUCAGCGUCCGUCUGGGCCAAAGGGGCCUCUUCACUGUUCUGCGUAUCAGCCGUGCUGUGGUACAGCUGCCGCGGUGCCGUAUGCGGCUGGCUAGACAGACCGAUUCCUUGCAGCUCGCUGGUGCGGUGUCGGGAGCCAAUAGGCCAGGCCCCAGACACUGGAGAACCAGGAUUUUACUGAGUGGAUUCUUUCUCCAGCGCAGCAGAGCUACCAGCGCCGCUGAAGAGAAACCAGCCGUGGGGUCUGGAGACGUUCGGUCACCGACCGGCAUUCUUCCCGCUUGUCCUCUGCAGCCUGUCUGAGGUGGGCAUGGCACUACAAGCAUUAUGGUACAGAUUACCUGUGGCGCUAGGCCACGAUGCUGCAAUACCCCAGGCGAUAUCCUAGGCUGAACCCACAACAGCGCUCUGGGCUCCCAAGGGCCAACCAGGAACCGAAGAAGCUCUGAUAACGACUCCGCUGUAGCAGCCACAGCGCAAUCCAGCCUUAACUUCCUCUUCACAGACUCUAAGCCUAGACAGUCUCCACAUCGCUCAUGUAAAGGGACCAAAUCAGAUCUCUUAAGUCAUUAGCCAGGGCCAGUAUAGGAACAAAAAUGGCUAUUAAUGAAUCCCCCAGUGCCUGCUGGGAAAGUCUCUCAGCUAGCUGGCUCUAGACUGUUCAUUUUAUCGGUGGGAAGCAGUGGUAUGAAGCUGAUGUUCAUACGAGUUUCCCUUUCAGUGUCAUCUGGAU
This is a messenger RNA of Pelodiscus sinensis (Chinese soft-shelled turtle), 4305 nucleotides long. NCBI's taxonomy places the organism in Eukaryota, Metazoa, Chordata, Testudines, Trionychidae. The record is from RefSeq and is a predicted model, not a curated record.